Molecule: messenger RNA, 3693 nt
Organism: Uncinocarpus reesii 1704
Lineage: Eukaryota; Fungi; Ascomycota; Eurotiomycetes; Onygenales; Onygenaceae
Product: U2 snRNP component prp10
Exons: 2
Coding region: 1-3693 (1230 amino acids)
Biological process (GO): spliceosomal complex assembly
Cellular component (GO): U2 snRNP; catalytic step 2 spliceosome; U2-type prespliceosome
Molecular function (GO): mRNA binding
Source: RefSeq, a predicted model, not a curated record
AUGUCAGACGCCGAGUUUGAGGCCAUCAAACGCCUUCAGUCAGAGCGUAAUGCUCUAGCUGCGGCAAAAAAAGGUUCAAAGACUUUUGAUCCAUCCAGCCAGCGAACUGACUUUUCCACCAAGGCUUCCUUGACCGAAUCCUUCGACACCACGCUCUAUGAACGGAAUGGGACAGAUAAAUAUGCUGGCUACAACACUUCUAUCGCCGUCGACGGUGACGAUGAAGACAUGCCAGACGCUGAUGCCGAUCAAGGCCACCGGCUUGUUGGACAAUACACCGCAAGCAAAGAUCAAAUGAGCGAGUUCGCUAGCGGGAAAGGUGUUGAAGAAGAAGACAUCCUUCUGGGUCGCGAGAAAGCUGCUAGGAUUUCAGAGCGGGAAUCUGACUACCAGAAACGCCGUUUCAAUCGCGGUCCUCUCACCCCGACCCGCGCCGAUCCCUUUGCUGAGAAUAUCAACGCAAAUGUUGGGGCCGAGGGACAGACAUAUCGCGAGAUCAUGGCCCUUCGGGAACUCGAGAAGGAAGAAGAGCGUGUUAAGAAGCUCAUUGCGGAUCAAAAAGUAAAAGGAGAGGGUGACUUUGUCGAGCAUGAGGCUAGCCUGAAAAUCGAUGAGGGCGAUAAAGAAAACCAAGAUGCGGGCUCUGCUAUGGCAGUUUCUACCGGGAGGAAGAGAAAACAGAGAUGGGAUGUAGCGUCAGAAGCCCCCACUGCAAUUGAGAGUACCGAAACUGCUGACGCCAAGCCCAAACGUUCAAGAUGGGACCAGACGCCUGCUCCUGCAGCGCCCACGGAGGCUACCAAACGGAGAUCGAGGUGGGAUCAGGCUCCGUCUCUUACCGCGGCUACACCGGUCGGACAUCAAGGACUUGCAACACCCAUACAUCCCUCACAAACUGCUGUUCCAAUGGUCCCUGUGACUUUUGGGUCAGAUAUCUCCGGUAGAAAUGCACCUCUUUCGGACGAGGAAUUGGAUAUGAUGCUUCCUUCCGAAGGGUAUAAAAUUCUCGAACCUCCCCCUGGAUAUGCCCCCAUCCGAACUCCCGCGAGGAAAAUGAUGGCCACUCCGGCCCCCGUCGCCAAUGCGAGUGGAAUCGGUGGCUUCAUGAUGCAGGAGCCUGAAAAUGCUCGUCUCAUGAGCAAACAGUUGCCAACUGACAUUCCUGGAGUUGGGGAUUUACAAUUUUUCAAAGCUGAAGAUAUGCAAUACUUCGGCAAGCUUGUAGAUGGAGCCGAUGAGAAUACAAUGUCCGUCGAGGAACUCAAGGAGCGGAAAAUCAUGAGACUGCUCCUGAAAGUCAAGAACGGCACCCCGCCAAUGCGAAAAACGGCUCUGCGCCAACUCACCGACAAUGCACGACAGUUUGGAGCUGGUGCUCUUUUCAAUCAGAUUCUACCGUUACUAAUGGAAAAAACAUUGGAGGAUCAAGAACGUCAUUUGCUCGUUAAAGUCAUUGAUCGUGUUCUGUAUAAGCUUGAUGACCUUGUUCGGCCAUACGUCCAUAAGAUCCUUGUUGUCAUUGAGCCGCUCCUUAUCGAUCAAGACUACUACGCCCGUGUGGAGGGCAGGGAAAUUAUCUCGAAUCUUAGUAAAGCUGCCGGGCUUGCUCAUAUGAUCAGUACUAUGCGCCCUGAUAUUGAUCAUGUCGACGAGUACGUCCGAAACACCACAGCACGAGCAUUCGCCGUGGUGGCUUCCGCCCUGGGAAUCCCAGCCUUGCUUCCUUUCCUAAGAGCUGUUUGCCGAAGUAAGAAGUCAUGGCAAGCCCGACAUACAGGUGUUAAGAUCGUGCAACAGAUUCCCAUUCUUAUGGGUUGUGCGGUUCUGCCGCAUCUGCAAGGCUUGGUAGACUGCAUUGGGCCAAAUCUCAGUGACGAACAAGCCAAAGUCCGGACUGUAACCAGUUUAGCUAUUGCUGCUCUCGCAGAAGCCGCUAAUCCCUAUGGUAUCGAGAGUUUCCAGGACAUCCUUGGCCCGUUGUGGAUGGGUGCCCGAAAGCAGCGUGGUAAAGGCCUUGCAGGUUUCCUUAAGGCUGUUGGGUACAUCAUUCCUCUCAUGGAUGAAGAGGGUGCAAACUACUUUACGAGCCAAAUCAUGGAAAUAAUCCUGCGAGAGUUCUCUUCCCCGGAUGAAGAAAUGAAAAAGGUAGUUUUGAAGGUCGUGUCUCAGUGUGCAGGUACGGACGGUGUUACAGCAGCUUAUCUCAAAGAGCAUGUACUCCAAGAUUUUUUCAAAUGCUUCUGGGUGAGACGUAUGGCUCUCGAUAGGAGGAAUUUCCGCCAGGUUGUUGAAACCACUGUCGAUUUGGGACAGAAAGUUGGCGUCAGUGAGAUAUUGGAGAAGAUUGUCAACAACCUAAAGGAUGAAAGUGAGCCAUAUCGAAAAAUGACAAUCGAAACGAUCGAGAAGCUUAUUGCAUCUCUUGGAGCUGCGGAUAUUGGCGAAAGGUUGGAGGAGAGACUGAUCGAUGGCGUGCUUUUCGCAUUCCAAGAACAAAGCGUCGAAGAUAUCAUCAUCCUGAACGGGUUUGGAACAGUUGUCAAUGCCCUUGGAACCCGUUGCAAGCCUUACCUUCCUCAGAUUGUUAGCACAAUCUUAUGGCGGCUCAACAACAAAUCCGCAACAGUUCGUCAACAAGCAGCAGACCUUAUCUCCCGCAUUGCAAUGGUUAUGAAGCAGUGCGGAGAAGACGCCUUAAUGGGUAAAUUAGGCACUUUCCUUUACGAAUACCUUGGCGAAGAAUACCCUGAGGUACUUGGGUCGAUCCUUGGUGCCUUGCGUUCUAUUGUCACCGUCGUCGGUAUCAACCAGAUGCAACCUCCGAUCAGAGAUCUUCUACCGCGGCUUACGCCCAUCCUUCGAAAUCGACACGAAAAAGUACAGGAGAAUACCAUCGACCUUGUCGGUCGUAUCGCCGAUAGAGGUCCAGAGUCGGUCAAUGCACGUGAAUGGAUGCGUAUUUGUUUCGAAUUACUUGACAUGCUUAAAGCUCACAAGAAAGGCAUUCGUCGAGCGGCUAACAACACAUUUGGUUUCAUCGCAAAAGCAAUCGGCCCGCAAGACGUGUUGGCAACUUUACUUAACAAUCUCCGUGUUCAAGAACGUCAAUCACGCGUGUGCACAGCUGUUGCCAUUGGUAUUGUUGCCGAAACCUGUGCACCGUUCACAGUCUUGCCAGCUCUUAUGAAUGAAUACCGUGUGCCUGAAUUAAAUGUGCAAAACGGUGUUCUUAAAGCCAUGUCCUUCCUCUUCGAAUAUAUUGGCGAAAUGGCCAAAGAUUACGUUUACGCUGUCACACCACUUCUGGAAGACGCGCUCAUUGAUCGUGACCAAGUCCAUCGGCAAACAGCUGCCAGUGUCGUCAAGCAUAUCGCUUUAGGUGUCGUUGGCUUGGGAUGUGAGGACGCCAUGGUCCAUCUUCUCAAUCUCCUAUAUCCAAACCUUUUCGAAACGAGUCCCCACGUCAUUGACCGUAUUAUCGAGGCCAUUGAAGCGAUUCGCAUGGCCGUCGGGAGCGGCAUCGUGAUGAAUUAUGUUUGGGCUGGGUUGUUCCAUCCGGCGCGUAAAGUGCGCACGCCGUACUGGAGAUUGUACAACGACGCCUACGUCCAGGGUGCGGAUUCGAUGAUUCCAUAUUAUCCGUACUUACCGGAUGAAGGGUUGGCGAGAAGUGAAUUAGCGAUUGUUCUCUGA